Molecule: messenger RNA, 1751 nt
Organism: Trichogramma pretiosum
Lineage: Eukaryota; Metazoa; Arthropoda; Insecta; Hymenoptera; Trichogrammatidae
Gene: DIP-lambda
Product: lachesin-like
Exons: 10
Coding region: 197-1687 (496 amino acids)
Cellular component (GO): neuron projection
Source: RefSeq, a predicted model, not a curated record
GCAGUGCAAUGCAGUGAUUUAUGAAUACAAAAAUUUCUUCGACGAACUGUUACCAAAGAAAGAAUCUCCUCGUAGCACUUCCACUUAGAAUCUGAUGCGCGUCAAUGCAACGCCUGCACCGAUUCGCUUGAUAAGCUCUGGUACCUGACGACGAGCCCGAGCAAGCGGAGGAGCUAGGCGCUGUCUCUCGGUCCCGAUGGCAUCGCACGAAUUUGCCGCUACCUCGCUCCUCCUCGCCACCUUGCUGCUGCUUCAGUUAUGUCUGUGUCAAAUAGCGCCGGAGAUUAUGCCGGAAUUCUUGGCACCGCUGGAAAACCACACGGUCAUCCAAGGCCGAGAAGUGUCCUUCACGUGCGUCGUCAAUCAUCUUCAGUCCUACAGGGUCGCCUGGAUCAAGUCGGACUCGAGGGCGAUUCUGGCCAUACACACGCACUUGGUGGCGCACAAUCCACGGUUGUCGGUGACGCACAACGGCCACAACACCUGGAAGCUGCACGUGUCGAACGUGCAGAAAAAUGAUUCCGGCACCUACAUGUGCCAAGUCAAUACCGAACCCAUGCUCAGCCAGAUGGGUUACAUGACUGUCGUCAUUCCGCCCGAUAUCAUGGACGAGACUUCGGAGGGCCUGGUGGCGCACGAGGGUGGCAAUAUCAAGCUGCGCUGCGUCGCAACGGGCUCGCCCGAGCCCAACGUCACCUGGAAGCGCGAGGACGGCCAUAAGAUUGUGCUGAGAGAGAACGGACAAAAAAAAUUACUCGAGAAAUACGAGGGCGAGCAGCUCGAGCUAACCGGCGUGCUGCGCCAAGAGAUGGGCACUUAUCUCUGCAUAGCGAGCAACGGCAUACCGCCGACAGUCAGUAAACGCUACGCCGUUAAUGUGCAGUUCCAGCCAUCGAUAAAAGUGACGAAUCACGUGGUGGGUGCGCCGGUGACAAAGAACGUCACGCUGCAGUGCAUCGUCGAAGCUUCGCCCCAAGCCAUGAACACGUGGUUCACUGACAAAGGUGAAAAAUUACUUCCCAACGACAAAUACUCCAUGUCGGAGGCCCCGAUAAAUCACUACUCCUGGGAAAUGAACCUGACGAUCCGUAGCCUGGACAAAGGUGACUUUGUCGGCUACGUCUGCUCGUCGGAAAAUGCCCUUGGCAAAGCCGAAGGUGCCGUCAGAUUACAAGAGCUGGAAUUGGUGCGGGACGUGUACCAGACGACGUCCGCGCCGGGCACGCAGUCGCGUCCCAACGAUCUGCGACCCAAUCGCAAGAAGCAACAGCAGCAGGGCUCCAAGUCGUCGCGCAGAAAGUUCAGCCAGCGUCAUCACGACAGCGGCGGCGGCGGCGACGACGACGACAAUCAGGGAGGCUUGGGCGGCGGAGGCGAGUACGACGGCAGCCACGGCCAGGGCCACGACAACGAGCUCCUGACCUCCUCGAACAGCGGCAACAGUCUCGGCCACAGCAGCACCCAGACGAUGGACGGCGGCGGGGGCAGCGGCGGCAAGAACGGCCAUCAGCGCGUGGGCGGCAGCGCGGGCUCGGGCAAUCAGCAGCAGCAGCAUCGCAACUACGACAAGCCGAGAUCGUCCUCGUAUCCGGGCUCGGGCUCGAUCGGUAUUAUGCUGAGAGCAACCACGAGCCUCGGCUCGCUACAGAUGCUAGCGAUGAUCGGUAUCGUGUCGAGGAUACUUUAAAAUCAGUAAAGGGGGAUAUUUAUCGUUGCUGUACAAAGCGAUUUGUAAAUAUAUACGUCAUCCG